CAGUAAAUAUUUUCACAUAUUCUUUUUUUCCUCAAAUUUAUUUUUUUCUCUCUUCUGGUUUGACGAAGAUGGUGAGGAGAGUGAGAUGAAGAAAUCAAGAAGAUUGGGUUUUGAUUUUGGUCCGAUUCGGGUACGAAACUGGUUCAAUCGGCUGAGGCUUCUUCUCUCUCGUGGUGAUUUGAUCUAGGGUUUUUGUUCUGUUUGGUUUGAUUCGGACACAAAAUAUAUUAAUCGGCGGUUGGGUUUCUUCUUACUCGUCGUGGUGAUUGAUAAGGGAUUAUGUUUCGAAUCUAACCCUAGACGUUUGUCUCCGCUUCAUUGAGAUGCCACCCUCUUCAUUUAAUGCUCUCUUUUCUGCCGAACGUUGUCCCAUCGGUCUCUAUUUUUGAAGCAACCCGCGAAAUCACACUCUCUCUGCCCAGGGGGUAGUUUUGUCAAUUUGUCCCUCCCCUUUUCAUCCAAUGUGGCACUCCUAAUAAGCCACAAUCGAAACUGGCAUUUCUGAUUUUUUCCUAUCUAAAUGUGAAUCUGGCUUUGGCACUUAAACGCAAUCACCAAUCUCAAAAACAUAUUAAGAGGGCCAAAACCCAUAAAAAGCCCAUGGGCUUUACAAAACGGAAACAGGUACACAAAAAAAAAGUGAAAUCGGAAAAAAAAAACCCAGCCGUGGCCGGGAAAGGUUCGGAUCCCUACUGAUGAUCAUCGGUGGCAGAGAACUCAGAGCAUUAGUACCGGAGAAUAAAAGAUCAUAGUCAUCGACGGAAGUGUUCUUCUCUUCACGGCUCUGUUCAUUCUUUAAAUUGAAAAAGUCUCUGAUCUGCUCAAAAUCUUCAGAUGGCAUGGCUUGUGGUAUCUCUUUCUCUGAUUGUUAUCUGGGUGGCUUCUUUAUGCAAAAUUUUCUUCGGAGGAACAUCUAACUCCAAAGCUGCUAUUAUCGGUGAUGGUAGUAAUACCCCUGACAAGAAAAAUGUUAUGUUCGUUUUUGCACAUCCUGAUGAUGAGUCAAUGUUCUUUUCUCCAGCGAUAAACUACCUCACUUCCAAUGCAUACAAUCUUCACAUAUUAUGCUUGUCUACUGGUAACGCUGAUGGUAUGGGAAACAUUCGGAAAGAUGAGCUGCAUCAGGCGUGUGCAGUGCUCAAGAUUCCGCUUCAACAGUUAAGAGUUCUGGACCAUCCAAAUUUACAGGAUGGCUUUGGGAAAGUAUGGAGCGUAGUAUGUAGUGCAAUCUAUGUAUGUCCACGUAGAGGAUUUGUCCAUUGAACUAUAAAAUCUGGUCCUCUUUCUUCACCACACUCAACCUCUGUCGCUCUUGUCCGUCUUUAAUGCCAAACUCUGUUUCUCCUCCUUCACCAACAUCCACUUCCAGAGAAUAUUUCACUCACUUGUCCUCCAUUGUUACUUCUCAAAUCUACUUUAUUUGUUUUUGAUGUUUUUGUUUUUGUUUGUGUUUUCUUUUAAAACCCAAAAAAGAUCAUAAGCAGACACUAAUCUAAUAGUGUUCUGUCGGAUUCAAUUUUGGGGACAUUGUCCCGAGCAGAAUUGUAAACUAUAGAUGGGAGUGCAUGUUGGGAGUUGGAAAAGGGAUUUUAAGAAGUCUUAAGACAAAGACUGAAUAUAACAAAAGUGUACUCAAAGUUUUGGUACCCUCGGCUUGGGAAACUCAUAAGAUGAAAAGGUCAAAAGACUUUGGAUAUGAA
This is a messenger RNA of Capsella rubella, 1700 nucleotides long. Its product is annotated as probable N-acetylglucosaminyl-phosphatidylinositol de-N-acetylase. The record is from RefSeq and is a predicted model, not a curated record. NCBI's taxonomy places the organism in Eukaryota, Viridiplantae, Streptophyta, Magnoliopsida, Brassicales, Brassicaceae. The coding region runs from base 835 to 1263 and encodes 142 amino acids. The transcript has 12 exons. Gene Ontology annotation, molecular function: N-acetylglucosaminylphosphatidylinositol deacetylase activity. Gene Ontology annotation, biological process: GPI anchor biosynthetic process. Gene Ontology annotation, cellular component: endoplasmic reticulum.